Molecule: messenger RNA, 483 nt
Organism: Rotaria socialis
Lineage: Eukaryota; Metazoa; Rotifera; Eurotatoria; Philodinida; Philodinidae
Source: the annotation of a GenBank genome assembly
AUGCGACAUAUUCGUAUUGCAACAGUAGAAGAUAGAAUGAUAGAUUCAUCUGUUUCAAAUCCGACCUUUAAUAGCGUACCGAUUCAUCAAAAUUUUGAUUUAAGCCUUGUUAAAACAAUGGGUUCACAACAUUUGGUAGAAACUUAUCAUCUUCAGCAGUGUACGACAUUAGAACCCCGUCAGGUCUUGUCGACUAAAAGCAAUCGGAUCAACACUGUCAAGCCAUUGUUCAACCAAGGGCCAGUAUCAGGCAAAAGUCAACAGAUGAAUAUAAAUCUCUAUGAUACUAAGAAAAGGCGUCAUAAAAAUUUUGAAACGAAUUCAUUCGUAGAUCAGCCGUGGGAAGUACCGAAAAGUAACAACGUCAACGUUGUUAAGUUGAAAAGACUGGCUUCUAAUCCGAAAUCAAUAACAGUCCGCCAACAAUAUAACUUGUUUUCAAUAGUCAAUGAAUCUGAUACGCCGAGUCAAGAGACUGGAUAA